AUGGCAGGAUCCCCAGACGUGGUGAGGCAGAGGCAGACAGGGCAGGUGGCAGCUGCCACCAUCGGCUACCACGAUGGCCAGCAGUACGCGGCUGAGUCGGAGCGGCUCAGGAAGGCCAGGCUGCGUGUGGAGAAGGCCAUUAAGGUGAGGGGUUCGGUUCCACAGUGCCCCGAGAUGGCACACGCUGGCAUUUGUGCCCCUGUGGCUCAGCAGAGCCGGCUCGGAGCGCCGGGAGCGCAGGCUGAGCUGGCUGCUGUCCCGCAGGAGAAGAAGAUCUUCACCGUGCACGGCCCCUACCCCGUCAUCCGCCGGCUGCUGCGUGCCCGGGGCUGGGUGGAGAGGAAGCUGCCCCUCAAUCACAAGCAGCUGAAGCAGCAGCCUGCCGACCAAAGACAACAGCAGCCGGACGGGGGGGCAAGCGGUGGCGGUGAUGAGCAGGGGGAGGCAGUGCUGAACCCGCCGGGUGGGGCACAGCCUUCCCUGGGCACCGCAGAGCCCCUGCAGCACGCGUGGUGCACAGCACACGAUAAGGAGAACGAGGGGGAAAGGGAAGAUGAGGACGACAACGAAGAUAAGGAGCAGUGCAGUGAGGACUCUGAAGACAUCCAUGACCUCAUGUCCUUCCUGGUGCAGGACCAGGUGCCAAACUUCCUCUGGACCAUUCGCCUGAGCAGCGUUGACCGGGAGCUGCUGGCGAGGAUUGAGGUGGUGAACCGCUAUCCCCGGCUGGCCGCGCUUUGCACCAAGGAGGGGCUGUGCCAAAGCCUGCAAAACUUGUCCUGGUUCGAGCAAGUCGACUUCAACACCUUUUUCCCCCGGUGCUACCGGCUGGGGUUCAAGGACGAGAAGGAAGCCUUCAUUGAUGAUUUUUGCCUGACAGCAGCUCGCAGCCUUCUCAAAUUGGCCCUGCAGAAGGUCGGGGACAGGCCGGUGGGGACAGAGCAGCCCUCAAAACCCGACGAGGUGCCGGCAGGGCCGUGCUCGCCCCUGUAUCCCGAGCUGCUGGAGGAGGCCCUGGAGGUCUGUGAGCAGCACCUGGGAGUUCUGGGGCACCAGGACAUCGACAGGAGCACCCCGUCGCCCUGCCGGACAUGCAUCGACUGGGACCGCUUCCUGCCGGAAUACUACCGUGUGGCACACGAGGGGGCCAGGCUGGAGCUGGACACGGAGCAGCGGGAGCGGUGCCAGGAGCUGCUGCAGCGGCUGGAGGAGAAGCUGCCACAGCUCGGCAUAGAGGGCAGCCUCAACGUGUGGAUCGUCAAGCCCAGCGCCAAAUCCCGCGGCAGGGGCAUCGUGUGCGCGACUCGGCUGGAGGAGGUGCUGGAGCUGGCGCAGAGCUGCGUGGGGACCCCGGCGGGCGUGUGCGAGUGGGUGGUGCAGAAGUACGUGGAGCGGCCGCUCACCAUCUUCAACACUAAAUUCGACAUCCGGCAGUGGUUCGUGGUGACCGACUGGAAGCCGCUGACCGUCUGGUUCUACCGAGACUGCUACCUGCGCUUCUGCUCCCGGCCCUUCUCCCUGUGCCACCUGGAGCCCGCCAGGCACCUCUGCAACGUCUCCAUCCAGAAGCGGUACAAAACGUGGCAGCCGGACCCCCGCGUGCCCCCCGACAAGAUCUGGUCCAACAAGCAGUUCCAGGCCCACCUGGCGUGGCUGGGGCGGGCGAACGCUUGGCAGCGGGUGAUGGUGCCCGGCAUGAAGGCGGCGAUCCUGAACGCCCUGCGCUGCGCCCGGGACCAGGUGGGCUCCCGCAAGGGCAGCUUUGAGCUCUUCGGGGCCGACUUCCUCAUCGGGGAGGACCUCCAGCCCUGGCUGCUGGAGAUCAACUCCUGCCCCACCAUGAGCCCCUCCUCGGCGGUGACACGCCAGCUGUGCGCCAACGUCCAGCGGGACACGCUGCGCCUCGUGCUCGACCGCAAGGACAACCCCACCUGCUCCAUCGGUGCCUUUGAGCUCCUCUACAAGGAGGCAGCCGUGUCCUCGUGUCUGACUGUAGGGCUGAGGCUGAUGGUCACCGGCUGUUCCCUGAAGAAGCCCCAGUCGGCGAAGCAUCGAUCCCAGGACAGGCUCCCCAGGUCUGCACCCUCAGGGAACAGAGCCGCCAAGGUGCACAGGUCGAGGGCGUCACGGGAAAAGCUGCCUCCUAUGGUGCUGCAGGGCAGCUGCUGCCUGCCCAAAUCUGACCCUCCAGCACUGCCACGGGCCCCACACUGCUCUGCUGGGAGCCAGGAGCUGCCAUGGCUCCUUCAGCUCGAUGGGCAGUCCGGGGAGGCUCAGCCCCUGAUCAAUAGCUGUUCCAUGGAUAGCGUGCCAGGACCACCAAGCCAGGGAGCCACCAGGAGCCCCCAGCGACCCCCAGGCUACUCUGCUGGAGACCAGGAGUUGCCGUGGCUCCUUCACGUGGUGGUCGGGCAGCCCCAGGAAGCUCAAGCCCAGACAGCUUUGCAGCCGACCACCAGCAGCUGUCCUCUGCACAGGGGGCCUGUGCCACCGCCCCGGGGAGCGACCAGGAGCCCUUGGCUACCUCCGGGCGGUUCUGCCAAGAGCCAGGAGCUCCUCCACGUGCCUGGGCAGGCCGAGGAUGCUGAGGCUCAGUUAGCGCGCCCCCAGGAAACUCAGCCCCCGACCAAUAGCUGUCCCCGGGACAGGUUGUCACCGCGCCAGGAAGCGCCCAGGAGGCCCUGGCGACCCCCGGGGCGCCAGGGAUUGCCCCGGCUCAGUCAGCCGGGUGGGCAGCCCCAGGCUGCCCGGCCCCACCGAGCUCUGCCCCCGAUCAGCGCCCGUCCCCCGGUGCGGGGCCCUGUGCCACAGCCCCCGGCAGCGCCCAGCAGACCCUGGCGGCCCCCGGGCUGCGCACCGACCCCCGCAGGGCUGCCUGCCAGGCCGGCGCGCCUGCCGGCGCUGUGA
Molecule: messenger RNA, 2907 nt
Organism: Melospiza melodia melodia
Lineage: Eukaryota; Metazoa; Chordata; Aves; Passeriformes; Passerellidae
Product: tubulin tyrosine ligase 3-like
Exons: 10
Coding region: 1-2907 (968 amino acids)
Biological process (GO): cilium assembly; protein polyglycylation; cilium movement
Cellular component (GO): axoneme; microtubule cytoskeleton
Molecular function (GO): protein-glycine ligase activity, initiating
Source: RefSeq, a predicted model, not a curated record